Molecule: messenger RNA, 1337 nt
Organism: Arachis stenosperma
Lineage: Eukaryota; Viridiplantae; Streptophyta; Magnoliopsida; Fabales; Fabaceae
Exons: 7
Coding region: 149-952 (267 amino acids)
Source: RefSeq, a predicted model, not a curated record
UUUCUUUCAUGUUUCUCUGUUUCACUGCUUUUGGCGACAAUUGGCGGGAACCAACUGUGGAUUCCUAUACCCUUUGAUUCCAUUCACAAGGUUGGCCUCUAAAGAUUCAUUCUUGGAAUCUUCUAAGAAAAGGGUGCGUUUCGUUUCAAUGGCUACCUAUCCUCCUCCUUCCUCCUCCUUCUCGCACUUCAGUGCUUGGAACCAUGUUGUUCCAUCACCAUCUUCCUCAUGCAGCUAUGGCGGGAAUUCCAUGGCUCCGACCGCUUCUGCUUCGGCCAUAGAGCAGACUCCGAGGCACAUUCCUGGUGUAGCAGUUGAAUGGAACCUUGAAGAACAAGCUAUUCUUGAAGAUGGACUUGCUAGGUAUGCUGGUGUUGGUUCUAACGUAACAGUCUAUGCGACCAUAGCACAACAGCUGCAAGAUAAGACAGUUAGGGAUGUAGCGCUUCGAGUUCGGUGGAUGAAGGAAGUAAGCUAUAAAGAAGAAAACAUUCAAAAUAGCAAGAAGAGGAAGGAUGAUCUUAAGUUAACCAAGAAAAGUAGAAAUAGAAAGGAGAAAGUUUCAGGCCGUGCAGUGCCUUCUUCUCGCCUUGUUGCUCAAUCCGAUGUUGCCUCAUCAGUGCCACGAAUGGCUACGAUGAAAAGUACUGAUUGUACUUCUUACAAAGCAAUUGGAGGUCUAAUAGGUACACUCAUGGAGCAAAAUGCACAGGCCUUCAACCAAAUCUCAAAAAAUCUUGCUUCUCGUAUGCAUGGGAAGAAUAUUGAGAUUUUCCACCAAGUGAGAGAGAACUUCAAUAAAAUUAUGAAAGAUUUGAAUGAAACACCAGACCCAAUGAGCCUAAUGCCACCCCUUCCUAAGUUGCUUGCGUUAGAUGAGAUGGAAAAGUUAUCCAACCCCAAACCGCCAUAUACCCCUAUGUUUCAAGAAACGGAUUUCAUUUUGUUAUAGUGUUACUGUAAUUUCGAGAAUAAGGUGUAUGGGGAUAGUUAUCUUAUGAUGAGUUGCCAUGCACUUUAGUAGAGUUAAAUCAUUAAAAGAUUAAAAUACAACUGUCUCCAUGGAGUAUUGAACUUUGCUCAUUUAUCAAACUAGUUCUGCUAAUUUAGGGAUGACAGAAAUUUGGUCUAAUUCUUGGUUAGACAUUGUCAGUAAGACAGAAAGUGAAUUAAACCGAUUCGUGAGUCAACUCGAACUUAGAUUCCUUAAUAGCUCAAUAAAUUGAGCUCAUGAGUUUGUGACCUUAACUUUAGUCGGAAUUUGAGCUAGCAUAUUAAAUGAGUGGAGUUUUAACUUAGGUAAAUUCAGCUUAUUGUCGGGGAGCUGAUUCACUUAU